AUGGCCACUGUUAGCGCUGAUAUAGAUCGACUCCAAAGGAGGCUUGCCUCCGACGGCCAACGAAUCAGGCUUCCCUCCAGCAUACUGACAGAUCUAUCGCGUAUGACAAGAGCUCUCUACAGAUUGCAAGGCAUCCUGGCUAAUGUGGAGAAACAACCAUUUGACGGGAGCAGAGAGCCCUGCUUGAGCAAGAUCAAACACAAUAUCUACGAUGUGGAAGAUAUUCUUGACGAGCUUGAAAAUGGCAGCUUCAGGGCCCAAAGGAGCAGCAUGGGUUGGAAGUUAGCUGAGGCUUCAGAUCUCUGGUCACAGGUAGUAUUUUCCUUCUCAUCUAACCACUCAGUUCUGCAUUGUCGUAUGAUGAAUAAAAUGAAAAAGAUCAGAAAAAGUUUGGAUCAUGCAUCAGAAGACUCCAUAUUCAGCUUACUGCACCACAGAGCAGAUGCAGAUCAAUCUUGUGAUCACAAUGUGUUUGAUGAAAAUGCAAUCAUUGGAAGAAAUAAGGAUAAGGAAAAUGUAAGAGUCUUGCUCUUGAGUAACAGUGAACAAAAAAUUUCCAUUAUUCCUAUAGUUGGUCUUGGGGGAUUGGGGAAAACAGCUCUUGCUCAGCUCAUUUUCAGUGACCAAGAUGAACGAUAUAAUUUUGACCUUCGUGUAUGGAUCAAUCUGAACAUGAGUUAUGAUUUUAAUAGUAUUGCUAGUGCUAUAAUCUCAAAAGUUAACAGAACAGAGGAAGGCACCUCACAAGUUAAUAAUGAGGGUGAGUAUAAUCCUCAGAUACUAAUGAAUUGUCUUCGAGAAGUACUUAAUGACAAAAGAUGUCUGAUUGUGUUGGAUGGCCUAUGGAGCAUAGAUGAAGGGCAAUUACUUCAUCUCAAGAGAAUGCUGCAGAGCACACAGAAUACCAAGAUUAUAGUGACUACUUGUAGUGAAAAUGUUGCAAAUCUGAUGCAUACUGUUCAUCCCUACAAAUUAGGCCCUUUAUCUGAAGAAAAUUGUUGGACAAUAUUUUCUCAAAGGGUAUUUGGUGGUGGAGAUAACUCAUACCUCACACGAAUUGGGAAGCAGAUUGUGAACAGGUGUGAAGGUAUACCGGGAGUUAUUCAUUCUCUUGGUGCAUUCAUGCAUGAUAAAGGCACGAGCACAUGGAAUUGGGAUUGCAAAAAUGAAGAGCUGUGGAAAUUGGAGAAACAGUUUCCAUUGCAUAUCAACAUGUUCUCGUCAGUCAAACGGAUAUAUUACAAAAUGCCAUCGGCAUUGAAAUCGUGCCUCAGCUAUUUAUCGAUGUUUCCUAAAGGAUCUGAUAUUCGUAUGGAAAAUGUGAUUACACAGUGGGCUGCACUUGGCAUCCUUGGAUCAACACAUGGAUCAUUGCCUGUUUAUGCUCAGGGGAGGAAGUAUAUCCAGGAACUGCUUUCUGUGUUCUUCCUUGAAGCACCUGAUAAAUCCAUAGAUAUUGGAAUUAAUCAGGCUAGUGCCUCAAAAGUCCUCAAUAUGCACAAUUUAGUACAUGAGUUUGCCAGAUACGUUACCAGUCAAGAUCUAUUUAUUCUGGAUGGUAAAAGGACACUUAAUGACAGCCCAGGGAAUCGUUUUUCCCGAUAUGCACUAUUGACUAGAUGCAGUGACAAAUCCAAAGUUAGCAGAGGUUUCCUCACAAGUGUAAGGGCGAUAUGUUUGAAGGACUGCGGUGGAGCAAAGCUUAUUGAGAAAAUAUUCUCUGCUUUAAAGCAUCUACGUGUGUUGGACCUUAGUAGAUGCUCAUUUCUGGAGUUACCUAGUUCUAUUUGCCAGUUAACCCAUCUGAGGUACAUUGAUAUUUCUAGCUCGGCUAUUCAAUCACUACCUGAUCAAAUGAGUUUUCUACAAAACCUUGAAGCACUGGAUCUCUCAGGGACAUGUAUUCAGGUGCUACCUGAUUUUGUUGGAACAUUUAAGAAGCUAACGUAUCUUAACCUACAAGAAUGUCGAGAACUCCAUCACUUGCCCUCAAAGCUUGAUGACAUUAAGAGUUUGCAGCAUCUUAACCUGUCACGCUGUCCUGCAGCUUGCCAGCUACUUGAAUCAAUCAGUGGGUUUCAAGAACUUCGGUUUUUGGAUAUAUCAAGUUGCACAGAACUUCAAACAUUGCCGGAAUCCUUCGUCAGGCUAAGAAAUUUAGAGGAUCUAAUCCUGUCAAAAUGCACCAGACUCAAGAAGCUACCAGAAUCAUUUGGUGAGCUUUGUUUUCUUCGGUUCUUGAAUGUAUCAUAUUGCUGUGAGCUGGAAGAAAUGCCUGCAUCUCUCGGAAGGCUUGCUCAUUUGGAGGUCCUUGUACUUUCAGGGUGCAGCAGAAUUCAGAAUCUCCCUCAAUCAUUCAGUGACAUUGCAUUCUUACGGAUGCUAGACCUUUCAGGGUGUGUGGAUCUUCACAUGGACCUUGGAAUGCUACCAAAUAAUAAUCUGGAAAAUCUUAAUGUGGACAGAUGUCGCAAGGUCUAUGCCAUGCCUGGGUGGACUGUAAACUUCCCUAAAUUACAUCCUGAAUGUCUACAAUCCUGUGAGCAACAUAUUCAACGCUUAAUUAACGACAACCAAGUCUGUCCUAAUCAUGAUGAAGUAGAGAUCACCAACGAGAUGAAUGUGUCUGUACAUGACCAAACUGGGGAGGCAAUGGCAAAUCAACAAUGGCAACAAGCUGGGAACUCUGAAUGUUCCACCGAGAAAGUCAUUGGGGAUUCAUCUGCACCUACAAGUGGCGGUUAUGUUCCUAAGCAUCGCACUGCCCGUACUGGAGUCCCGUUUUUUGGGUCUUCCACUAUUCGAUUUUCAAAAAUGUCUAGUUGUUUUAUGUCUAACAAAGGCUUGGAACAAAAUACUGAAGGUGAAGGAGGAAACAAGGUGAAAGUUUUUUCCUACAGUGAGAUGAAAAAAGCUACAAAUAACUUUAGUGAGGCAAAUAAGAUCAGUAAAGGCCGUUUCAGUACCAUAUAUAGGGGAAAGCUUGAAAAUGGAAUACUUGUCGCAGUAAAGGUUCUCAAAGCUAAUGCAACUAGACUGGGUAUCCUAGAGUUUCUACAUGAAUUUACAGCGAUUGCUGAUAUUAGGCAUGAAAACCUAAUGACCUUAGUUGGAUGCUGUGCUCAAGCAGGGUCUCAUAAGUUCAUUGUAUACAAUUAUAUUGAGAACGGCAGCCUUGCAGAUACACUGUUAGGAUCAGGGCCUAGCAGCAUCCAAUUCAAUUGGAGAGCUCGCGUUAAAAUUGCGUUAGGCGUUGCUCGUGGGCUUGAAUACCUCCACGAAGGAAUCCGUCCCCACAUAAUCCACCGGGACAUAAAGGCAAGCAAUAUUCUUCUUGACAAGGAUCUCACCCCAAAAAUUUCUGAUUUUGGGUUGGCUAGGAUGUUCUUCAUACAUCCUAUUCAUAUUGGUACUCAAGCUGCAAGAACACUAGGAUAUUUGGCUCCUGAAUAUGCGAUCAGGGGACAAGUGACAAAGAAGUCGGAUGUCUAUAGUUUUGGCGUUGUGCUAUUGGAGAUUGUUAGUGGCAGAUGUAAUCUCAAUAUUAGAUUGGACCAGGAAGACCAAUAUCUGGUUGAUACGACGUGGAGAUCCUAUGAGCAAGGAAAUCUGGAGGAGAUCAUAGAUAUAAAUAUAGGGGAGGACUUGGAUGUUGAGGAGGCAUGCCGAUUCUUGAAGGUUGGUCUACUAUGUACUCAAGAGAUGAUGAAGCAGCGUCCCAACAUGAGCAACAUUGUCAAGAUGCUGACCGGGGAGACAGCAGUCUCCGUGGACAAGGUGACAAGACCACCCAUGAUAUCUGACUACCUCAAAUUAAACUUUGAGCCGCAUAGACCAGCCGGUGCACAAUCUUCCACAACAAAAUCCUUUGCCACGACCGAAAUAUUAACAUCUUCAGAAGCCAGACAGAGUCAUCUCUGA
Molecule: messenger RNA, 3921 nt
Organism: Miscanthus lutarioriparius
Lineage: Eukaryota; Viridiplantae; Streptophyta; Magnoliopsida; Poales; Poaceae
Source: the annotation of a GenBank genome assembly